CUACUACGCUGCUGCAGUAGCUGUCGUCCUUCCUAGACGAGCUAGCAAACAGCAGCCGGCCGGCCCCUUCCCUUUCCCAAACCGCCAAACGCGUCGUCUCCUCUCCUCGCCUCGGCAGCCACCGCAGGCGGAUGGACGCGCGCCGCGCCGGCCGCCCGAUUCCAACCCGCCCCGCCCAGCCGGGUGGGGAUGGACAGCGCCUGUCCAGUCAGCAGUUCAGCACCGCGCCCGUGCCCCGUCUGCCGCCCCGCUGCUUCCGCACGCCACCAGCUCCAUAUAUAGCGAGCGACCUGCAGCUGCAGCGCAGCCAGAGCUCCUCGCUCAUCAGCUCGCUUUCCGGCCCGCUCUAUAAGUAGAAGCAGAAGCAAGCUGGUGGUGGUGCAACGUAGGCGAGGCGAUUCAUUAUUGGUGGGCAGGUGAUCUGGUCUUGGCCCGGCGGAUCGAGGAGGAGGAGGACGACGACGAGGGGAACAAGAGCCAGAGCGAGCCAGAGCCAGGCGAGAGCAGCAUGCAGCGUGGGGAUCCGCUGGUGGUGGGGCGGGUGAUCGGCGACGUGGUGGACCCCUUCGUGCGCCGCGUGCCGCUGCGCGUGGCCUACACCGCGCGGGAGGUCUCCAACGGCUGCGAGCUCCGGCCCUCCGCCAUCGCCGAGCAGCCGCGCGUCGAGGUCGGCGGCCCCGACAUGCGCACCUUCUACACCCUGGUGAUGGUGGAUCCGGACGCGCCAAGCCCCAGCGAUCCCAACCUCAGGGAGUACUUGCACUGGCUGGUCACUGAUAUCCCGGCGACGACAGGAGUUUCUUUUGGGACUGAGAUUGUGUGCUACGAGAGCCCACGGCCGGUGCUCGGAAUCCACCGGCUGGUGUUUGUGCUCUUCCAACAGCUCGGCCGGCAGACGGUCUACGCCCCAGGGUGGCGGCAGAACUUCAGCACCCGCGACUACGCUGAGCUCUACAACCUCGGCCCGCCGGUCGCCGCCGUCUACUUCAAUUGCCAAAGGGAGUCCGGAACUGGUGGCAGGAGAAUGUGAACUCGUCGGGGGGUGAAAUAUGAUUGAUGAUUGAUAUGAUUGGGUAUAUUAUAUACAAAACUGUGACAACAUGGAGAAAAAUAACUGCGAGAUGGACUAUAUAUAUAUAUAUUGUCCAAUUAGUUGAUCAAUAUG
Messenger RNA from Panicum hallii, 1165 nucleotides. Its product is annotated as protein RICE FLOWERING LOCUS T 1-like. Lineage: Eukaryota; Viridiplantae; Streptophyta; Magnoliopsida; Poales; Poaceae. The record is from RefSeq and is a predicted model, not a curated record. The transcript is spliced from 4 exons. The coding region runs from base 509 to 1030 and encodes 173 amino acids.